AACCGCAACCAUGAACGGGACAGAAGGCCAAGACUUCUAUGUGCCCAUGUCCAACAAGACCGGGGUGGUGCGGAGCCCCUUCGAGUACCCCCAGUACUACCUGGCUGAGCCUUGGAAGUUCUCGGCACUGGCUGCAUACAUGUUCAUGCUGAUCCUGCUUGGCUUCCCCGUCAACUUCCUCACGCUGUACGUCACCAUCCAGCACAAGAAGCUCCGGACGCCUCUAAACUACAUCCUCCUGAACCUGGCAGUCGCUGACCUCUUCAUGGUCUUUGGAGGCUUCACGACCACCAUGUACACUUCGAUGAACGGGUACUUUGUCUUUGGAGUAACAGGGUGCUACAUCGAAGGCUUCUUUGCUACGCUGGGUGGUGAAAUUGCUCUCUGGUCACUGGUUGUCCUGGCUGUGGAAAGAUACGUAGUGGUCUGCAAGCCCAUGAGCAACUUCCGCUUUGGGGAGAACCAUGCCAUCAUGGGCGUUGCCUUCUCCUGGAUCAUGGCCUUGGCGUGCGCGGCUCCCCCGCUCUUUGGCUGGUCCAGGUACAUCCCCGAGGGCAUGCAGUGCUCGUGCGGGAUCGACUAUUACACUCUGAAGCCAGAGGUCAACAAUGAAUCUUUUGUCAUCUACAUGUUCGUGGUUCACUUCAUGAUCCCGCUGAUGGUCAUUUUCUUCUGCUAUGGGAACCUGGUUUGCACUGUCAAGGAGGCUGCCGCCCAGCAGCAGGAGUCUGCCACCACCCAGAAGGCAGAGAAAGAAGUGACCCGCAUGGUCAUCAUCAUGGUCAUCGCCUUCCUGAUCUGCUGGGUCCCCUAUGCCAGCGUCGCUUUCUACAUCUUCACUAACCAGGGGUCAGACUUUGGGCCCAUCUUCAUGACCAUCCCGGCUUUCUUUGCCAAGAGCUCCGCCAUCUACAACCCUGUGAUUUACAUUGUCAUGAACAAACAGGUAACUGCUUUGACAGACGAUGCCUACGAAAGCCCCGUGACUCUUGCGUAA
This is a messenger RNA of Egretta garzetta (little egret), 997 nucleotides long. It is a transcript of the gene RHO, whose product is annotated as rhodopsin. The record is from RefSeq and is a predicted model, not a curated record. Gene Ontology annotation, biological process: G protein-coupled receptor signaling pathway; visual perception; phototransduction. Gene Ontology annotation, molecular function: G protein-coupled receptor activity. The transcript has 5 exons. The coding region runs from base 11 to 997 and encodes 328 amino acids. Gene Ontology annotation, cellular component: photoreceptor outer segment; membrane. Lineage: Eukaryota; Metazoa; Chordata; Aves; Pelecaniformes; Ardeidae.